GGUUUAAAUAUAUCAGGCAAUCCUCAAAAUAUCACGACACUAUACAGCUUGAACUAGCCGUCGACUCGCCGUCAGUCGUCAGAUUCUCCGGCUGCCGAAGAUGGAUUGCUUGACCUCCUACUUUUUACCCGCCACAUUAGCCUUCUCUAAGUCCUCCGUUUCAGCUUCUAAGCUGCCAUUUUUCGCCGCCGCUCGUGGAGCCUUGCCGGUGUUUGGUGUUCUCAGAGCCUCUCGUACCGCCGAUGCGCCGCUGUCCGUCGACGAUUCGCCGGAAAACCGCGAUGAUAAGGAGGUUAAACUUUGGGGCGGUCGUUUCGAGGAGAGCGUUACCGAUGCGGUUGAGCGAUUUACCGAAUCGAUCUCCUACGAUAAGCAGCUUUACAAGCACGAUAUCAGAGGGAGUCGAGCUCAUGCUUCAAUGCUAGCUAGUCAGGGAUUGAUGAGUGUUGCUGAAAGGGACAGUAUCAUUGAAGGUUUGGAUGAAAUUGAGAGGCGAAUUGAAAGUGGUGAUUUUGUUUGGAGAACGGAUAGGGAGGAUGUUCAUAUGAACAUUGAGGCUGCCUUGAUUGAUAUGAUUGGUGAACCUGCGAAGAAGCUACAUACAGCUCGAAGCCGCAACGAUCAAGUUCUAACUGAUUUUCGAUUGUGGUGCCGGGAUGCAAUUGAUGCUAUAUUAGAUGCUAUUAGGUACCUUCAAGUUUCCAUGGUAACUCUGGCAUUGAAGAACGAGGGAUUAAUCGUUCCGGGCUAUACUCAUUUACAAAGAGCGCAACCGGUUCUACUUCAGCAUCUUCUCUUAGCCUUUGUUGAGCAGCUUGAAAGAGAUGCUGGUCGUUUGUCGGAUUGCAGAGUUAGGCUAAAUCUUUGCCCGCUAGGUGCAUGUGCGCUGGCUGGCACUGGCCUUCCUAUUGAUCGUUUUAUGACUGCUGAGGCUUUAGGGUUCACCGCUCCCUUGAGAAAUAGUAUCGAUGCAGUUUCAGAUCGAGAUUUUGCCUUGGAAUUUCUUUCUGCCAAUGCCAUCACCGCCAUCCAUCUUUCAAGGCUAGGAGAAGAAUGGGUGCUGUGGGCUUCCGAAGAGUUCGGAUUCAUAACACCCAAUGAUUCUGUUUCAACUGGAAGUAGCAUAAUGCCUCAGAAGAAAAAUCCCGAUCCGAUGGAACUUGUUCGUGGGAAGUCGGCUAGAGUCAUCGGAGACUUGGUCACCACUCUCACUUUAUGCAAAGGUCUGCCUUUGGCCUACAAUCGUGAUUUGCAGGAAGACAAGGAACCUGUAUUCGACAGCGUAAAAACAAUAUUGGGGAUGCUCGAAGUGUCAGCUGAGUUUGCUCAGAAUAUUUCGUUCAAUCGGGAGAGAAUCGAAAAGGCUUUACCUGCUGGUUAUCUCGACGCCACAACACUUGCCGAUUACCUCGUGAAGAAGGGAAUACCUUUCAGAACAGGCCAUGAUAUAGUUGGAAAGUCUGUUGCCUUGUGUGUCACAAAAAGUUGCUGCCUCCAGGACUUGAGUCUGGAUGAGCUAAGAAGCAUAAGUCCAGUAUUUGAAGAGGACGUUUAUGAGUUUCUCGGGGCCGAGAACGCGAUUAAUAAAUUUUGUUCGUAUGGUUCCACAGGAGCUGCCUGUGUUGCUACUCAAAUGGAAUACUGGGUUAAUAAACUCCAAAUCAAUCUGUAGAUCUGGUUUGCAAGCCAUCUGGAAAUGGCUGUUUUCAAGUCCAAGAUCCUGCAGUGCAAGCAUUCUGGGGCCACAGGUACGAGUUCUAGGCAGAGUAUGAUGGAUAACUGUGGGUUGAAAUUAGGAUAUAUUAAGGUAUUUUAUAUGAAUGUUUAUUGUCGAAUUUUGUAUCUCUUAACUAAUCGUUGAUGGUUGGAUUACUCUCAAAACGUUAAAUAAACUUUAGUUAUGACCUUCAU
Messenger RNA from Cucurbita pepo subsp. pepo (vegetable marrow), 1911 nucleotides. RefSeq names its product argininosuccinate lyase, chloroplastic. Gene Ontology annotation, cellular component: cytosol. The record is from RefSeq and is a predicted model, not a curated record. NCBI's taxonomy places the organism in Eukaryota, Viridiplantae, Streptophyta, Magnoliopsida, Cucurbitales, Cucurbitaceae. Gene Ontology annotation, molecular function: argininosuccinate lyase activity.